Molecule: messenger RNA, 436 nt
Organism: Amoebophrya sp. A120
Lineage: Eukaryota; Dinophyceae; Syndiniales; Amoebophryaceae
Source: the annotation of a GenBank genome assembly
CGGGAGACGGCGGAGAGCAGCAAGAAACUGACUGAAAAGGAGAAGGAGGUCGAGGACUUGCUAGAAAAGUUCAAGUCUGUCCCCCCGGUUUUCAAAAAGCGGUUGAUCCCGUUAAAUGACGAGCACAAAAAACUGGUUCUGGUCGGCGGAGGUGGUGGAAAUCAAAAUGGAGCAGGUACAACUACUGCGAAACAAACCGACAACCGUCCGACCGUCCAAGACUUCGACAUUCUCUUCGACGAGACCAAAAUCACGUUCCAGACCGUGCACGGGAAGAGCGGGAGGCUGCUGAGCGAAUUGAGUAACCCGGAGUUGGUCACCCGAAUUUUUGAGUUUUUGGAUUUGAACGCGUUAAACAAGAUAUCGGUUUUGUCUCGCUCGUUCCGCGACUACACGAAGGUGUUUAAAGCGAUGUUCUUGUCGUCGCAAAACGGCC